Molecule: messenger RNA, 333 nt
Organism: Salvelinus sp. IW2-2015
Lineage: Eukaryota; Metazoa; Chordata; Actinopteri; Salmoniformes; Salmonidae
Product: parvalbumin, thymic-like
Exons: 4
Coding region: 1-333 (110 amino acids)
Cellular component (GO): cytoplasm
Molecular function (GO): calcium ion binding
Source: RefSeq, a predicted model, not a curated record
AUGACUCUCACAGACUUCCUCGCUGUGUCAGAUAUUACUUCAACUAUCAACGCUUGCAGGGCAAACGACUCCUUCAGCCCAAAUACUUUUUUUGCGAUGGUAGGAUUGUCCAAGAAGUCUCCCCCUGAGAUUGAAGAAGAUCUUCAUGAUCCUGGACAGGACAAGAGUGGCUACAUCGAACCGGACGCGCUACAGAUGAGUCUUAAUAGCUUUCCAAGGGGGGCUCGUCCCCUGACAGCGGCUGAGACCAGUGCCUUCCUCCUGGCUGGGGACCAGGACGGGGAUGGAAAGAUAGGCUGGGAUGAGUUCUCCAACCUUGUUAUGUCUUCAUAA